Messenger RNA from Botrytis sinoallii, 270 nucleotides. RefSeq lists its product as uncharacterized. Gene Ontology annotation, biological process: GPI anchor biosynthetic process. The transcript has 3 exons. The coding region runs from base 1 to 270 and encodes 89 amino acids. Gene Ontology annotation, cellular component: dolichol-phosphate-mannose synthase complex; endoplasmic reticulum membrane. NCBI's taxonomy places the organism in Eukaryota, Fungi, Ascomycota, Leotiomycetes, Helotiales, Sclerotiniaceae. Gene Ontology annotation, molecular function: enzyme regulator activity. The record is from RefSeq and is a predicted model, not a curated record.
AUGCUCGAUCAACUCGUUGGCCUCGCGAUGCUUGUCGCUGCUUCCGUCGUCUUCCUUUACUACACCAUCUGGACACUACUUAUGCCAUUCGUCGACUCCGAUCAUCCUCUCCAAAACGUAUUCCCUCCUCGAGUCUGGGCAAUCAGAAUACCUGUCAUCCUUAUCUUGUUGGCAUCAGCUGUCGUCGGGUCCUUUUUGAGUGUGGUCAUGAUCAGAAGCAACAGAAAGAAGGCUGCCAAAGCGAAAGCUGCUUUGAAGAAGAAGGCAUAA